Molecule: messenger RNA, 1469 nt
Organism: Amphimedon queenslandica
Lineage: Eukaryota; Metazoa; Porifera; Demospongiae; Haplosclerida; Niphatidae
Product: caspase-3-like
Exons: 5
Coding region: 273-1370 (365 amino acids)
Biological process (GO): proteolysis
Molecular function (GO): cysteine-type endopeptidase activity
Source: RefSeq, a predicted model, not a curated record
AGCUUUUCAGGAUAAUUUUUCCUACACUCUACCUUACUACAUCUAUUACAAACUAACCUUGCAUCUUGAUAAGAAGCUCUAUCAGUAGAGUAGGAUAUCAGUGUGCCACAGUGAUAGUAAAUUCUAUCAAGCCUAUAAUUGGAUUAACAUAUGUGACCAUAGACUAUCUAUGAUAUGUGACUGUGAGUCGAGUCUAGCCGCCUAUAUAAGUUACAGUGCAGCCUCACCUUAGACCACAAUUGAACAAAGGACUCUCCUGUGAUAGUGAAAAGAUGUCUUCAACUGAGUCUCCAGCACAAAAAGCUAUUAAGGAAAACCUAGGAAUAUUAAAUAGGGUCCUCAAUAGUGAAGCUGUGUUUCGUCAAGUGGCACAGAAAUGUGUUGAAAGGAGACUAAUAACAGUAGAUGAAUUAACUCAAUUGAAUGACAGAUUCUCAGGUCAAGCACUACAAGCAAGAGUAGAAGCAUUUGUACUGAGGGUGGCUGUGCUUCUUGGUGAUCUACCAGAAAAUAUUGAUGGAUUCUUGAGUAUUAUUAAAGAGAUUGACACUCUCAUUGCUGAGAAAGCAGCCAACACUAUUUCUCAAAGCUAUGCUAAGUAUGGAUAUAACUUGCCCAAAUAUGAAUCUCCUGGUGGUUCAGUUCCUGCUGUUGUUUCUGACUCAGCAGUUGGUCCAUCUCCCAUUGCUAAUAGUACUAAUGCAGGAAGUGCUCAAUCUUCAUCCCCUCAACAAGAAAAAGAGGAAGUGACAUCUGAUGCAUGGGUAGUUCAAGAAGACUUAACGGCUGAAGAAAUAAAGAAAAAAGUUGGUGGAAUUGCUGCUGGGUCAGUAACCAAGAAACAUGAUAGUUUCAUAUGUUGCAUUCUUUCUCAUGGUAAUCCAAAGGGGAUUGAAGGAGUCGAUGGUGAAACUGUUACUGUGCCUGAAUUGGCUAAAAGUGUAAUUUCUAAGGAAUGUUCAGCACUUCGUGGAAAGCCCAAAAUAUUUUUCUUUCAAGCUUGUCGAGGGACUAAAGUACCAGAGCCUAUAGCUGCUGAUUCGUCUGUGCCAUUGCCUCCAAAUAAAGAAGAAAAGAUGGUUGCUGAUGGUUUUCGAGCAUUACCACCAGAGGCCGACUUCUUGAUUGGUUUUAGCACUUCUGAUGGUAACGUUGCUACAAGAGGUGUCGAAACUGGUUCACAAUAUAUAAAAGCAUUGUGUAAAUUUCUUGAUCCCAAAUAUUCUUCCAGGUUUAGUCUUGAUGAACUCUUACUUCUCGUAAAUUACGAAGUAUCAGGGAAUCCAAUUGAUUAUGAAAUGUCGUACAAGUAUCAUCAAAUGCCCGAAAUCAGAAGCACUUUGAGAGGAAAAUUUUACUUUAAAAAGUAGCUUGAGUGUUUUAUUUCUAAGUAUUAUUGCAACUGAAUUAAGUGUGUAUUUUUCAUCAUACUUUUGUAAUGCUACUCUUAGAUAGUUUUGAUAUUUUAA